AUGUCCUCACGAAAUCUCAACAGCCUCGCAGUCAAGCUCAAAGAGCUCCACGUAUCAGGGAAUCCCCUUCUGCUCGCUAACGUCUGGGAUGCAUCCUCUGCUCAAGCUAUAGCUUCGCAUACAGCUACCAUGGCGGUUGCGACCGCCUCAUAUGCAAUCGCAUCGACACAAGGGAUCGAGGACAAUGACAUGACGGCUAAGCAGAAUUUGACAGGAGUUCGAAACGUGGUCGCCGGUCUUCGAAAAGCUGGCAAAGCUGAUUCAAUACCACUCAGUGCUGACUUGCAAGAUGGGUAUGAUGGUCCAGGUGAAACAAUCAAGCAGGCGAUUGCUCUCGGCGUGGUGGGCUGCAAUCUCGAGGAUGUAGACAACACGAAUCAUACUCUGCGGAGCAUAGACGAUGCCUCAAACAGAAUCUCGACAGUUCUACGGGCUGCGGAAGAUGCUGGUGUCCCUGAUUUUGUAGUUAAUGCGAGGACUGAUGUGCUUGGAUAUGGUGGUAACAUCAAAGACGUGAUUGAGAGAGGAAAGGCAUAUCUCGAAAGAGGCGCCACGACGGUGUUUGUAUGGGGCGUGGGCAAGUGGGAUAUAAAGGAGGAGGAAGUGGAGGAGAUGGUUGCAGCCUUUCAUGGUAACCUAGCUGUGCAACCUGGAAGCAUUGGCAUUAAGAGAUUGACUGAGCUGGGUGUGAGUAGGAUCAGUGUAGGGCCUGCACUCUGGCGAAAGAGCAACAGUGUCCUGGUGGAAGAGGCGCAGACGAUGGGGCUUUUCUAA
This is a messenger RNA of Lithohypha guttulata, 774 nucleotides long. RefSeq lists its product as uncharacterized. Gene Ontology annotation, molecular function: catalytic activity. The coding region runs from base 1 to 774 and encodes 257 amino acids. NCBI's taxonomy places the organism in Eukaryota, Fungi, Ascomycota, Eurotiomycetes, Chaetothyriales, Trichomeriaceae. The record is from RefSeq and is a predicted model, not a curated record. The transcript has a single exon.